Molecule: messenger RNA, 1242 nt
Organism: [Torrubiella] hemipterigena
Lineage: Eukaryota; Fungi; Ascomycota; Sordariomycetes; Hypocreales; Clavicipitaceae
Source: the annotation of a GenBank genome assembly
AUGAAGUCAAGCAUUGCACUCGUCCUUGGCGCUCUGGCAGCCACUGCUACCGCCAUCCCAACCCAACAGCAUCAGCCAACUCCCGACACAGUUGUUAUACAAGGAUGGCGCCUCGAGGCCGCAAAGGCCAAGAUUGCCCACGGUGACGAGACUUACACCAAGGCCCUCGGCCAUCUCACAGCACAGGCGGAUUCCUGGCUCGGUCAGGGCCCGUGGACCGUCACAUCCAAGGACAAGGCGCCCCCGUCUGGCGACAAGCACGACUACGCAUCGCAAGCUCCUUACUACUGGCCCAACCCCAACACGACCGAUGGAUGCCCGUACAUCAACCGCGACGGCGAGCGCAACCCCGAAGUCGACAAGUACACGGACCGUCUGGGCGUUGGAAAAAUGUUCAAUUCGUCAUAUGUGCUAUCUCUGGCGUGGUACUACACUGAAAAGGAGGAAUAUGCCAUGCAUGCCGUGGAUAUCCUCCGCACAUGGUUCGUCACACCCGAGACAGCUAUGAACCCGAACCUGAACCAUGCGCAAAUCAUUCCAUGCGCCAAUACAGGUCGCGCUAUUGGCAUCAUCGACUUUAGCCAGGAAUACACAAACGUCCUUGACGCCGUGUCCAUCUUGUCGACGUCGCCCAAGUCGGGAUGGACUGAGGCCGAUGACGCUGCCUUCCGUGACUGGAACAAGCGCUUCCUCACGUGGCUGACAGAAUCCAAGUUCGGUCUGGAGGAAGCUAAACAGUCCAACAACCACGGCACCUUUGCCAACAUGCAAGUCUCUGCUAUCGCAUUGUUCCUCGGCAACGAAACACUAGCCAAGUCUACCGUUGAAAAGGCCAAGACGUUUAUCAAGAACCAGAUAUCCGCCGACGGGUUCCAGCCCCAGGAGACAAAGCGUACGCGCAGCUGGCACUACACGCAUUUCAACUUGGGUGCACAUCUUCGCUGGGCUCUCAUUGCGGACAAGGUGGAUGUCGACCUGUUUCACUACAAGGGUCCCAAGGGGCAGAGCCUCUUCAAGGCCGUCAAUGUGACUGUUGAUGCCGCCGUCAAUGGCCCAUCAGACUGGCCCUUUGAAGAUCUUGAAUUUAAGAAAUACACUGCCACGGAUAAUAUCCAUGGUGCGGCGCAGGCUGGACUAUGCAGUGCAAAGAAGGCUCUGCCUAGCUUGCAGCCACCUCCAGGCGGUGACAUCUUUAUUCUGAGACCUGCUCCUCAGCAGCUAGAUAGCAUUGUUACGCUGUAG